CUCUAGUCCAAGUCUGUCCUUUGACGACGACGCGGAUGCGGUCCGAACAAGGGAAGGCAGAAGGGUGUGCUUCAGAUAGCUUGGCGGAGGCGGAGCGACGAGGGCGGGCCCGCAGCCUCUCGAUUCGAUUUUUGAUGACCUUCUCACUUCGCUGCUGUCUCUUCCGACCACACAGCGAGAAGGCGACCUUUUCUAUUUUGUUCCCACGUCUUCAAGAGCCACGGCCAUCCCAAAGGCCAGCCUAUCGAGGCUGAGCCCGGCCUGAACGCGAAACACUCCUGGCCUUGUUGUCAGUCACAGUUCUGCCUCCAUUUCUCCUUGGCGGGCAGACCGCAGAGCAAGAGCACUGAGAAGGCGUUCCGGAUGGACUACUAGAGAUACCCAGAUUUAACGACCAGGCCCGGCUUCUUUUGUCUAGAUCUAGCAUAUAUCCUUGUUACUCUGUUCAACUACUACUCAGCAUUUUAAGCAACCUCAUUGUCGCCGUGCGGCGUCGUGAGCAGCCACAGCAACCGAGCGAUAAAUCGCGCAUUAACCUCACGCCCACCUUUCCGGCAUGGUUGUAAAGGAAGAUGGGACCAAAUGGGCAUGCCAGUCAUGUCUCAAAGGUCAUCGCGUGAGCGGCUGCAACCAUACUGACCGUGAACUUACUCUCGUCCCCAAGAAAGGACGGCCCGUGACCCAGUGCCAACACUGCCGCCUCGAGCGUAAGAAACGAGCUGCACAUGUCAAAUGUGACUGCGGGGAGGCCGAGAAGCCGCAUCACUCAAAAGAGAAAUGUAUACACCUCCGGGAAGCCGAAGAGCGCGCAAAGGCUGGCUUUCAUGACGAGACACAUGCCAGGCAGGAAGACGACCCGGCACAUCUGACUGCUGUCGCCGAAGAGCAAGGCUGCUGUUGUCAUCACGGCGGCAAGUGUGCGUGUUCGUUGAUGAAGAGGGAGCCAACGAGCAAAGGGUCCAGUCCACCUCAUGGCCCCGCAGUACCGAAGCCGCGCUUAGAGACAGCAAAGUCGGAUGGAUCGAUCACUGUUUUCAAGAAUGGACACCACAAGCCCGUGCACCACAAGAACCAUGCUGCUCAUGAGUGCGGUAUGCCCUACAAGAUGCCACUGCCCAGAGCACAUACCGAACACAACGUGUCGCAAGCGGCCCGGCGAUCUGUGGACAGCUUGCCGUUGCAGAGUGCCUCGCUCGCCGACGUCCCUAGCUCUCGCCCCGUCAACGGUUUGUUGCUUACCAACGCGCCACGACGCUUGUCCAAGUCUGAGCAACCAUCACCGAAAUUCACCAGUACGGGAACGUGCAGCGGAGGUCUGUCAGAUAACACUCUUUCCAUGAUCGAUUUCGGCACACUGGGGCCUACUCAGACCAAUCAGAGCGUGGACUCUAGCACCAAUGACUGCAUGGCUUUUCCUGCUUUUGAGCCCAUGUCUGGCAUGGCUGAUAGCUCCUUUGAUCCGUGGUCAAUUGGCACAUCUGCGGAUCCCAUGCCCAACAACAAUCCAUUCGCGGCGUGGGCUUCGCAAUUUGAUGUGAGCAACGUGGCGCAACCGGCCCUGACUGCGGCAUCAUCUGGCACUCAAUCGGAAAUUGACGAGAUUCCGACUGUGGACGACCUUUACGGCUUCCCGAUGCCAAGCAUACAGGAAGAUAUUGGAACCUUGCCCAUGGACACGGUGAUGAGCGAGACGAACAAUGCAAAUCGACGCAGCCUUCCGCCAAACUUCUUCGGAAAUGCAGACUUCACCAUGUCACAAGCCGCGAACGAAUGGCAGACACCGGUCAGCAGUGCAUACAACUUCAGCAUGGAUAAGUCCAAGACUGCGGAGCUAGAUCAGACCUUCACGUUCAACGGGUGGCCUACACCUCCCAUGGUCCCAGGCACUUCUCUUCCACCUCGAGCAGCUGGUCUCAGCACCACGGGACGUCCACUAUCGCAGUCUGUUGGGCCUUCCAGUGCACCCAGUGAGGAUCUCAUGAAACAGCUCUUCCCUGGUCUCGACGUGGUGGAUGACCAAUACGCAACCACUGCAGUCGGUCCUGCUGGCCUAAACCAAUCUAGCAAGGGCGGAAUUGGCGGGAAUACUCCAUCCACCACUACAUCUCAUCGCACGGAGUCUCCACCCAGUCGUGACGAUUUCGGAGGAUUCGUCUCCCAGUCGUGGAGUGAUGGUUCGCUCAGCGUACCUGUAGACGCCUUUACAGAUCCAUACAACCUCAAUGGUCCCAACUUCAGUCCAAGAUUCGAUGGUCCAUGGACGUAUCAAUAACAGGGCGAGACUGGAUGCAGUCCAAGGGGUAUACUGGCGGCAAUCGCGCACUUGAAAUGCCUUGAGAGUAGGAAAUUUACGAUUUUGCUUGCGUUGUGGCCUGGUCGAAUGCAUGAUUAGCUUUGGAGUAUACCUUAUAUAUAUGGCAAUGAAUGCACGACACAAUCUCCAAGGCUCUGAUAUUGGUCCCGUUGUACAUUGCCUGAACUCGCGAACAUACUG
Messenger RNA from Sphaerulina musiva SO2202, 2494 nucleotides. RefSeq lists its product as uncharacterized. Gene Ontology annotation, molecular function: copper ion binding; RNA polymerase II cis-regulatory region sequence-specific DNA binding; DNA-binding transcription factor activity, RNA polymerase II-specific. NCBI's taxonomy places the organism in Eukaryota, Fungi, Ascomycota, Dothideomycetes, Mycosphaerellales, Mycosphaerellaceae. The coding region runs from base 557 to 2272 and encodes 571 amino acids. Gene Ontology annotation, cellular component: nucleus. Gene Ontology annotation, biological process: intracellular iron ion homeostasis; positive regulation of transcription by RNA polymerase II; intracellular copper ion homeostasis. The transcript is spliced from 2 exons. The record is from RefSeq and is a predicted model, not a curated record.